AGGGGAGGCACCUUAUGAAGAUAAGGUUGGCCAUGCUUGUCCUUAACUCUACUUCCUCAGCAUUUCAAUUCCAACGUGACCCGGAAGUUCGAUUCAACGAUGCAGCUCAAUUUGCCUCCAAGGCUGCUGCGAAUUAUCAUCGGAUGCAUUAUCACUAGCGUUAUCUUGGUCGUGAGCAUUGCAUUGUUAAUCCCUUCGCGUCAUUUUGAUCCCGCCAACCCGCCGUCCUCAAAUUCGGAAAGCAAGACAUGGUUCCCGCUGCUACAGCAGAAGCCUUCAUGGACCACCGAACAACUUGAGCCAAAAUUUGCGUAUGCGCAGUAUGCAACAAACCUCGAUUACUUAUGCAAUGCAGUACGAGCUAUCACAGAAUAGGCAUGAAGGCUGAGCUCAUUCUGAUUUUAGAUUAUCAACUUUUCUCUUCUCCGCAUGUACGGAGCUAGCCAUGACUUGGUCUUGAUCUUCCCGAAAGAUUGGUCUGAAGGGACAUCCGAACAAGCAAAGGCCAUUGAUAAUAUUCGCAGCAAGCAUCCUCACAUUCAUCUACGGCCCAUGGACGUGAUUUCAACCUCGAAGGGCGACGCAACUUGGCGAGAUAGCCUCACAAAGUUUCAGUCAUUCUCGCUUACUGAGUGGACCCGCAUUCUUGCCUUCGACUCCGACUCUCUGGUCUUAAACACCAUGGACCACUACUUUCUCAGCCCCAUGGCCCCCCUCGCCGUGCCGCGAGCGUACUGGCUUAAUGAAAAAGACACCGAUAUCGCCAAACAGGUCCUCGGCUCCCACGUAAUGCUCCUUGAGCCGAGCAAAGCCCGCUAUGACAAAAUCAUCAAAGAGGCGUUGCAAUCCGGUGAAUUCGACAUGGAGGUUAUUAACCAUAUGUUCCGGGACUCAGCCAUGAUUCUUCCGCAUCGACGUCUCGCGCUACUCACGGGCGAGUUUCGUGCAAAGAAUCACUCCCAGUACUUGGCGCCUGAUGAAGACGAGGAGUGGAAUGCCAUGGCUGAGGUAUCGAGGGCAUCUCUUGUACACUUUAGCGACUGGCCAUUGCCGAAGCCAUGGAAACAUCGCACAGCGAAGCAGUGGAGCGAUGCGCUUCCUGACUGCCCAAAGAAUGAACCUAGCAGGGAUGACAGGCCUAAAUGCGCUGAUCGAGUUAUGUGGACUGGAUUCUAUGAGGAUUAUGAUCGUUUGAAGGAUCAGGAAUGUGGAAUCCUGCAUGAGCACGAAAACCACUAGAAAGAGACUCAGGGCAGUAUUUGCUAGAUAUUAUAGAGGAUAUAGGCAUCGCUAUAGCAUAUAGUUAUCUCUCAAAAUGCUAUCGUGCGCCUUCCAGGAAUUUAAUAACUGCAGCACGAGCCCUGAUUGAC
Molecule: messenger RNA, 1370 nt
Organism: Fusarium odoratissimum NRRL 54006
Lineage: Eukaryota; Fungi; Ascomycota; Sordariomycetes; Hypocreales; Nectriaceae
Exons: 2
Coding region: 430-1239 (269 amino acids)
Molecular function (GO): glycosyltransferase activity
Source: RefSeq, a predicted model, not a curated record